Molecule: messenger RNA, 2191 nt
Organism: Danio rerio (zebrafish)
Lineage: Eukaryota; Metazoa; Chordata; Actinopteri; Cypriniformes; Danionidae
Gene: rsrc1
Product: arginine/serine-rich coiled-coil 1
Biological process (GO): mRNA splicing, via spliceosome; alternative mRNA splicing, via spliceosome
Source: RefSeq, marked validated
CGAGCAAUGGGUCGUCACUCGUCAGACAGCGAGGACACCAGCCGGAGCAGGAGGAAGAGGAGACAGAGACAACGCUCUUCAUCCUCCAGCUCUGAAAGCAGAGUGACCAGCCGCAGCAAACACUCCAAGAGACGAACACGCUCCCGAUCCAGAGACCGAAACAGAACCACAGAUAGAAGACACAGAAAUCGUUCCCACAGCAGCUCUUCCAGAGGAUCCGGUCACAGGAGGCGAAGCCGAAGCGCAGAUAGAGGACGAAGCCAUCGCUCCCACAGAUCCCGAUCCCGCAGCCGAAACAGGAGGUCUCGAUCCCGCCACCGAAGGUCUCGCAGUUGCAGCAGUGGACGAUCCAGCAGGAAACGCAGCAGAGAGCGAGACCGUGGCCAGCGCAGGACUCGGGACAAAGACAGGACACGAGACAGAACUAAAGACAAAGACACGGAUAAAGCCAAGGAGAAGGACAAACAAAGGGAAACAGGAAACAUCAAAGCCGGAUCAGAACAUCUGACCUCUGCAGAACAGACCAAAGCGCGGCUCCAGGUGCUUCAAACUGCAGCUAAAACUGAUGACGCACAGAAAACAAAGGAAAAUGUGAAAGUAGGAGGAGCAAUAAAGGAGGAAGAGGAAGUUUCUCUCGCGGAGCAGGUGAGGAGGAUAAAGGAUAUCGAGGCCAUCGAGAGCGACUCUUUUGUUCCUCAGGCUUUCAAAUCAUCCCGGGACGCCAGCAAGGUGACUGAAUGUCCUGAAAUAAAGACAGAGGCAGAGACUGUGAAGGUGGAAGUCAGCGUUCUGCCCACCUCCAUCACUUACAAUGACAGCGACACCCUGGCCCACCCUAAUCUGUUUGUGGAUAAAGAGGAGGCUGAGAGGUUGUGGUUGAACAGACUGAUCUCUCUACGUCAGGAGAGGCUCAUGGGUAGUCCCGUAUCCUGACCACAACUGUCAGACGGAUGAAGAUGCGGAUUUCGCGUUUGCUUUUUGUAAUUUUGAUCUCAAUAAAGGUGCGACUGCUCCACCUGCUGGUGUCUAUGGGAAGGUGAAGCUUAUUGGGCACACUGUAAAGACUAUGCGAGAUUCUCAAGUGUUUUCUGUUUAUUUCCGGUUGUGAAAUGCAUUAUGGGAUGUUGAUCUCUGCUCUGUCCACUUUUGAUGUUGAAAAUUCAAGUGACUUUUAUUGACAUUUUAGUUGUUUGGAAUAACAAUUUAUAAGAAAUAUUACCUAGAGAAAUAAGUCUGUACAAUAACAGAAAGUGUGCUGCAGCUUAUUACAAGGUUUUGUAGUGUAAUAUACAACACCAACCCAGAGAAUGUCGCUCUGCACACUAUUAAACAUGUUCAUUAAAGUCACGACUUCCAACUUUUCAACGUCAAAAGCCUCACAAUGAAUUCAAAAACAUAAAUAAAUGGAAAAAACACGAAUAACAACCCUGCUGAAAAAUCCAGCUUAAACCAGCCUAGGCUGGUUUAAGCUGUUUUUUUAGUAGGGAAAAUACAGAAGACUGUCCAUAUAGAGAUACUUGUGCAGUGGACUGUGUAAGGAUAAAGUUUUUAGAAUUUAACUACAAUAUUUUUAUCUAUUUGUUCUUCCAUUUUUAGCGACAGCCUUCUGAACUGUUAGAAAUCUCUGUAAAUUGGCAGUGUUUUUUUGUAUGUUUUUGUUUUGUUGUCAUGUUUUUAUUUGAUAGUUUCCCCAUUACGGGAGCUUGAUUUUUCUUCCAAUCAUUUUAAACCUUGAAAAGUUGUAAAAUGGGACUUUUAUUAACAAUUGUAAUAGUUUAAAGUGAUAUAUUGUCUGGGUUGGUGUUGUAUAGUCACUAUAAAAACUGCCAGCACAUUUACUGUUAUUUAACAGAUAUUUCACACCACUAAAAAUGUCAAUAAAAGUCACUUUGUUAAACUGUAGAGUAGAAUUAUCAACAUCAAAAGUGGACAUCCUGCUGAAAAAUCCAGCUAAAACCAGCCAACCAGCCUAGGCUGGUUUAAACUGUUUUUUUUAUCAGAAGGGCAGAGCAGAGAUCAACAUCCCAUAAUGCAAUUCACAACCGGAAAUAAAUACAAAACGCUUGUAAAUCGCCAAAUACGGAAACUGUUGAGAGAUGUUGUUUACAGUGUAGUCAACAUGAACGGCUGAUGUUCUUAAUGUGUGUUUAUUGCUUUUUUCUGUUUUAAAAAAUAAACAAUCUUCUUGUUA